Molecule: messenger RNA, 723 nt
Organism: Fulvia fulva
Lineage: Eukaryota; Fungi; Ascomycota; Dothideomycetes; Mycosphaerellales; Mycosphaerellaceae
Exons: 1
Coding region: 1-723 (240 amino acids)
Source: RefSeq, a predicted model, not a curated record
AUGUCUCCACCAACCUCAACCUCACCUUCAACACCCCCCGACGACAACCCACACCCCACCAGCGACGACACCGACAACGACAACACCGGCAAGCAACAAUGCCCCAUCUGUCUCGACCACAAACUCCCCAACCAAUUCACCAAAUUCACCACCUGCCCGACCAAACCCUGCAACACAACCUGCAAAUUCUGCUGGACCAAACACGUCUGUGCGCACUCACAGAGGGGGACGGAGGAUGAGAGGGUUGGGCAGGAGAAGAAGGGGAAUCGCCGAGGAGAGGAGGAGGAUGGCAGUCCACGUUCCAGCACAAAACGCAAAGCCAGCAGCGUCCGCGAGGGCGACGCGUCUCCGUCUUCUGCCAAGAAGCGUAAGGCCACCAUCUCCAAGGCGAAAGUCGUCGACAGCGAAGCCGAGGACGAGGACCAAGUUGAUCCGCAGCAAAAGGUCGGAGAUGUAGCUGAUCCCAAGCAAAGCGCUCCUGCACAGAGUGGUGCAACUUCAAUUCCCAAGCCAAGCAAACUGCCUCGCAAGCGCGGCAAGAAAGCAGCAGGCGAAGCGACAGGUCCCCAGCCAAUGUCCCCGGAGACCAAGGCAAAGAGGGAGAAGCAAGCCAUUCGCCGCGAGAAACGUAAGGGCCUCGAGCAGAAGAAGCGGCAGGUGGAGAACCCAAGCGCAGAGAUGCUAGCGGCAUGGGAAGCGCAGUUCGGCUCGGCGGCGACCUAG